UGGUUCUGAGGGCGGCGUGAGGGCAUCUGCUGCUUCUGACUGAGGAAAAGAUGGUCAACGUCUUGAAAGGAGUGCUUAUAGAAUGUGACCCUGCCAUGAAGCAGUUCCUUUUGUACUUGGUCGAGUCAAAUGCCCUAGGGAAGAAGUUCAUCAUUCAAGACAUUGAUGACACCCAUGUCUUCGUCAUAGCAGAGUUUGUCAGUGUCCUCCAGGAGCGAGUAGGUGAACUAAUGGACCAAAAUGCUUUUUCUCUUACCCAGAAGUGAAAAUAUUAGAUAUUAAAAGUAACAGAUUCAAGAGACUCUUCACUUAGUAUCUUGUGUGACAGGCUAGACUUAGAGCCUUGCUAAGAAGCAUGCUGUGGGAAAGACUCAGGGGUCAUUUGUUCAGAAAAAAGCCCCUGAGCUGAUGUUCUGUUCUUUUGUGUGCAUAGUUUCCUUUUUUUACUAUGUGUACCCUAGAAUUAAAAAAAAAAAAACCCACAAAACUU
Molecule: messenger RNA, 490 nt
Organism: Pipistrellus kuhlii (Kuhl's pipistrelle)
Lineage: Eukaryota; Metazoa; Chordata; Mammalia; Chiroptera; Vespertilionidae
Product: general transcription factor IIH subunit 5-like
Exons: 2
Coding region: 51-266 (71 amino acids)
Biological process (GO): nucleotide-excision repair; transcription by RNA polymerase II; nucleotide-excision repair, preincision complex assembly
Cellular component (GO): transcription factor TFIIH holo complex; transcription factor TFIIH core complex
Source: RefSeq, a predicted model, not a curated record